Messenger RNA from Gopherus evgoodei (Goodes thornscrub tortoise), 1208 nucleotides. Its product is annotated as histone PARylation factor 1. NCBI's taxonomy places the organism in Eukaryota, Metazoa, Chordata, Testudines, Testudinidae. Gene Ontology annotation, cellular component: nucleus. The record is from RefSeq and is a predicted model, not a curated record. Gene Ontology annotation, biological process: regulation of protein ADP-ribosylation; DNA damage response. Gene Ontology annotation, molecular function: histone binding; poly-ADP-D-ribose binding.
AGUGCCCGCGGGGCGGGGCGGGGCGGGGCGCUGCCGGCAGAAACAUGACAGGAGGCGGGAAGCGGAGAGCCCGCGCCGGGGAGCAGUGUGAAAACACUAAAGAAGUCAAGAAGAGACGGUCCAACCAGGCAGAUGUUCCUGAUCAGCUGCGUCAAGAAGUGGAAAGUUGCUAUCGGCUCAGGAUGCCUGAAGACUUUUAUCAGUUCUGGAAGUUCUGUGAGGAGCUAAAGCCUGACGGGCCAAGUGAAGCACUCCUAUCAAGUAUUGGACUUCAGCUAGUUGGACCAUAUGAUAUUCUUGCUGGAAAACAUAAAAAAACAAAAUCAGCAAAUCUGAACUUCAACCUUCACUGGAGGUUUUUUUAUGACCCUCCUGAAUUUCAGACUAUAAUUGCUGGGGAUAGCAAAACUCAGUAUCACAUGGGAUAUUUCAGGGAUGUGCCAGAUGAACUUCCAGCAUGGGUUGGUGCAAACAAAGCAAAGAAAAACUGUGUAAUUUCUCAAAUUGGUGACAAUGUAUUUGCUGCAGUCAAAUUGUUUUUGUCAAAAAAGCUUAAGGAAGUGACAGAUAAAAAGAAAAAUGGUAUUUUGAAAGACAUAAAUGAAAACCUUACAAGAACAGCAAAAGAAUUGGGUUAUUCGCUGGAACAGAAAACCAUGAAGAUGAAACAAAGAGAUAAGAAAGUAGUGACUAAGACAUUAUGGAGCGGUCUGGUUGUGCCUGUAGAUAAAAAUGAUGUUGGGUACAGAGAACUCCCUGAAACAAAUGCUAAUCUUAAAAGAAUUUGUAAGGCCAUUGUGGAUGCUCCUAGCGAUGAUGAGAGACUGAAAGCCUUUGCACCCAUUCAGGAAAUGAUCACUUUUGUUCAGUUUGCUAAUGAUGAAUGUGAUUAUGGAAUGGGGUAUGAACUGGGAAUGGACCUCUUUUGCUACGGCUCGCAUUAUUUUCACAAGGUGGUUGGUCAGCUGUUACCACUUGCAUACAACCUUUUGAGAAGGAACCUCUUUGCUGAGAUUGUUGAAUCACAUUUAGCUAACAGAAGUGAAGAGAAUGUGGACCAACUAGCAGCAUGAUCCAAAGAGAAGAGGGCUUAAGUAUAAAAGUUUCAAAUAUUAGUGAUUUUGUUUUUGGCAUAAGGGUUUUUCAAUAGUAAUAUAAAGUAAUGUUUGUGUAUGGUAAAUAAAAAUUUUUUAAACAAACAAGGCUAG